Molecule: messenger RNA, 8933 nt
Organism: Motacilla alba alba
Lineage: Eukaryota; Metazoa; Chordata; Aves; Passeriformes; Motacillidae
Gene: SCAF8
Product: SR-related CTD associated factor 8
Exons: 20
Coding region: 613-4689 (1358 amino acids)
Cellular component (GO): nucleus
Molecular function (GO): RNA binding
Source: RefSeq, a predicted model, not a curated record
GAAGCGGCGAAAAGAGUGGCUCAAGAACUCCUGGGUUUGCCCCCCGGUGACGAAACGCGGCGGCAUUUAACACCUCGCUCCCGUAACCCUUUCCUUCCCGCCCGCUCCAGGAGGCGGACGAGAGGGAGGAGAGCGAGCGGGGCGGGCGCGGCGCCAUCCCAGCAGCGCCCGUGCGGCGCGGCGCGGGCGGCGCUGCGGGCGUUGCCCGGCAGGGGGCGCUGUAGCCGCCUGCGCCGCUCCGGCGCUGCGCUGCCGGGAGCCCCCGCGUGUCCGCCAUAUUGGCGCCCGCGCCGCAGCCGCCGCGCGUUGUUCCUCCAUCUCCUGCCGGCUCGGCCGCCCGUAGCCGAGCGCGGGAGGGAGGGAAGGAGAGAGGGAAGGGAACGCCGGCGCCGCGGGGCGGGAAGCGGGGCGAGGAGGAGACGGAAACGAGCGGGGCCCGCGUCCCCCCGCGCCCGCCCCCUGCGCCACCCGCCAUGGAGAGGAGGCCGGGCGGCCCCUGAGCGAGGAGCGCACGCACGCACGGACCGAGACUUGCCCCCGCCCGGCCCGGCCCGGCCCGGCCCGGCCGCCAUCAGCGGAGAGAAGCCGCCCGGCUCCCGCCUCCGCCGCGACAUGGAGGCUGUGAAAGCCUUUAACAGCGAGUUGUACUCGCUAAAUGAUUAUAAGCCACCCAUUUCUAAAGCUAAAAUGACACAGAUCACCAAGGCAGCGAUCAAGGCUAUAAAGUUCUACAAACAUGUUGUACAGAGUGUUGAGAAGUUCAUUCAAAAGUGCAAACCAGAGUACAAGGUGCCUGGUCUGUAUGUCAUUGACUCCAUUGUGAGACAGUCCCGGCAUCAAUUUGGACAAGAAAAGGAUGUAUUUGCGCCAAGAUUCAGCAAUAACAUCAUCAGCACUUUCCAGAACUUGUACCGUUGUCCUGGUGAUGACAAGAGUAAAAUUGUUAGAGUGCUAAAUUUAUGGCAGAAGAAUAAUGUGUUCAAGAGUGAAAUUAUUCAGCCUCUCUUGGAUAUGGCAGCAGGGAUUCCUCCUCCCGUUGUGACCCCUGUCUUGCCCAGCACUACAGCUGCUAUGAGCAACAAUACGCCAGGUACACCUGUGACUCCAGUUACCCCAGCCAACGUGGCGCAGAGCUUGCCUGAUCCUUGGGUAUCUCAGAUUGCUAACACAGACACCCUUGCUGCUGUUGCACAGAUUUUACAGAGUCCUCAAGGCCAACAGCUUCAGCAGUUGAUACAGACACUGCAGAUACAGCAGCAGAAACCUCAGCCUUCACUACUUCAAGCUCUGGAUGCUGGUCUCGUCGUCCAGUUACAGGCCCUCACAGCACAACUCACAGCUGCAGCUGCUGCUGCUAACACACUUAAUCCACUGGAACAGAGUGUCUCUUUUAAUAAGAAGCUGAUGGACAGGUUUGACUUUGGGGAAGAAUCUGAACAAAAUGAAGAGCCUAAAAAGGAAACUCCCUCUUCCCAAUUGCCAUUAGUACCAGAAUCUGUGAACAACUCACUUUUUCACCAACUAGCUGAACAGCUACAGCAGCAAAAUUUAGAACAUCUCAGACAACAGCUUCUGGAGCAGCAGCAGCCUCAAAAGGCAAGCCCUGAGGAGAAUCAAGAAGGAAAUUUUGGUUCAGAGCACUCUGCAUCACCAUCACAAGGGAGUAGUCAACAGCAGUUUUUAGAAGUGGAAGCAAAUGUAGAUGAUUCCAUGGAUAUUCAACAACAGGACAUGGAUAUAGAUGAAGGUCAGGAUAUUGCUGAAGAAGAGAUUUUUGAACAAGAAGAAAAGAAAUCAGCUGUUCGUUCAAGAUCAAGAACUCGUUCAAGAUCUCGUUCAAGGUCACCAAGAAAGCGAAGGUCUAGAUCACGGUCUGGUUCUCGUAAGCGGAAACACAGAAAACGUUCACGCUCGAGAUCAAGAGAAAGGAAGAGAAAGUCAUCUCGGUCCUACUCCAGUGAAAGAAGGGCUAGGGAAAGGGAAAAAGAACGCCAGAAAAAAGGAUUGCCUCCUAUACGGUCAAAAACACUAAGCGUUUGCAGUACUACUCUUUGGGUAGGUCAAGUAGACAAGAAGGCUACACAGCAAGAUUUAACGAACUUGUUUGAAGAAUUUGGACAAAUAGAGUCAAUUAAUAUGAUUCCCCCAAGAGGAUGUGCUUAUGUCUGUAUGGUACAUAGACAAGAUGCAUAUCGUGCUCUUCAGAAACUUAGUUCUGGGUCAUAUAAAAUUGGAUCUAAAAUUAUUAAGAUUGCUUGGGCUUUGAAUAAAGGCGUGAAAACAGAAUACAAGCAAUUCUGGGAUGUGGAUCUGGGAGUUUCCUAUAUUCCAUGGGAGAAAGUGAAAUUGGAUGAUUUGGAGGGCUUUGCUGAAGGUGGCAUGAUUGACCAGGAAACAGUAAAUACAGAGUGGGAAACAGCCAGAAGCUCAGAAGCUGCUAAAGAAAAUACUCAAACGACGCAGAGUGCUACAGUUGAUAAGAGUACCGUUAUUACAACACAGACAGAAGCUUACACACAACCAGUCACUAUGCUGCAGAUUCCAGUAGCUCCAGCUGUGCCUGCUGUUAGCUUGGUUCCACCUGCAUUUCCUGUCACAAUGUCUGUCCCUCCUCCUGGUUAUAGCCCAAUUCCUCCUCCACCCUUCUUGAGAGCAAGCUUCAACCCUUCACAGCCACCUCCAGGUUAUAUGCCUCCUCCAGUUCCACCUGUUGUCCCGCCACCUGUUGUCCCACCACCUGUUGUCCCACCAGUUGUUCCAACACCUUUAGUACAGCCUCCAUUACCAAUUGCACAAGAGACGAUGAAGGAUGUUCCUUUUGCUGGCCUUGUUCUACCAGUUGGCACAGUUACUAGCAAUCUAGCUACUCCAACAUUAUCUGCUGGAAGUGUUUUUAAUCCUCUGCCAAUCAACAAACCAGAAUCAGAUGACAAAGGACCACAUCUUACAGACCUUCAGAUUUCUUCCAGUGAAAACAAUAGAUCUGUGCAAAGUGAUGUCUCAAGUACCUCUGGACUUGUUGGAGGAGUGCAGCCACCCAGUGUCUCAAGCAAUUCUGGUCUUACUGGAGAAGGGCCACCAUCCACUGUCUCAAGUAGCUCUGGGCUUGCAGGGGGAGUACAGCCACCCAGUGUUUCAAGCAGCUCUGGACUUGUAGGAGGAGUGCAACCGCCAACUGUUUCCAGCAAUUCUGGUCUUGCAGGAGGAAUGCAGCUACCUGCUGUCUCCAGUAGCUCUUCUCUUGCUGGCGGGAUUCAGCCAACUAAUGCCUCAAGUAGCUCUGGACUUACGGCUGGAGUGCCACCACCAAAUGUCUCAAGUAGCUCAGGGCUUCUAGCUGGAGUUCAUCCACCUGGUGUCUCAAGCAGCCCUGGCCUUCUGACAGGAAUGCAGCCACCCAGUGUGUCCAGCACCUCAGGAGUUCUGGCAGGAGUACAGCCACCGAGUGUUUCAAGCAACUCCGGGCUUCUCAUAAUGCCACCACCCAAUGUUUCAACUAGUUCUGGACUUAUGGGAGUGCCACCACCAAAUAUUUCAAGUAAUUCUGGACUUCUGGCAAUGCAGCAUCCAGCUGCAGUUCCAAACAUGCCUCAUUUAAAUAUCAGUAAUCAAAGAAUGCCAGGAAUGCCUCUUAUAGAUAUCCGUCCAGGCCUAAUGCCCCAUUCGCCUGGACCAAGGUUUCCAUUAAUGCAGCCAGGAAUGCCACCACAGCGUACUAUUCCUCCUCCCGCAAUCCUUGAUCCAUCUCUUCACCCACCACCUCCUCGAGGUCCUUUUCCUCCAGGAGAUAUUUUUAAUCAAACAGAAAGACCUUUUGGAACACCAGGAAGACAAAAUAUCGAUAGCAUUUCUAAUCCAGAGAAAAGGCUACCACUUGGAGGUGAUAACAUUCAACAGGAGGGGGACAGAGAUUAUCGCUUUCCUCCGGUGGAAAACCGAGAUAAUCUUAACAGACCAUCUCCAGUGGAUGUCAGAGAUUCUGUUGGACGACCACCAGUUGAUCCAAGAGAGGGUAUAGGAAGGCCUCCAGUUGAUGGAAGAGAACACUUUGCUAGACCACAUAUAGACAUGAGGGAAAAUUUUGGAAGACCAAGUAUAGAUAACCUUGGCCGAAGAGAGCAUUUUGGUUUCAAUUCAGACAAGCACUGGGGACAGAGAGGAGAUUAUGAUGAAAGAGAGCACCAUGCCUUCCCUAUUUAUGGUGGCCCUAAAGGCUUCCAUGAAGACCGAGAGAGGUUUCGGCAUGUAAACUAUAGGUUUGAUAGUAGAAGUGGUCCCAGUUGGAAUAGAGGAUUUGAACAAGAUGCUCACAGAGAUUUUGAUGACCGCAGAAGACCCUGGGAAAGACAGAGGGAUAGGGAUGACAGAGAUUUUAAUUUUUGCAGAGAAAUUAAUGGAAAUAGGUUUGGAAGAGACAGAAUGUCAAACAACUGGAUCCCGCCUCCACAUCCACGGGUUUUUGAAUAUUUUGAUGGGGCCACUUCUCAACGCAAAGCUGAUAAUAUGCCCCAGGUAAAUGGUGAAAAUACAGAGACAGAAAGUCAGCCACCAACUGCACAGGUGCAGGAUGAUCCAGAACUUUAUGAAAAACUGACAUCUUCUGUCGAGAUAAACAAAGAGAAGAGUGACACAGAAGCUGAUAUAGAGAGUGAACCAGUGGUAGAAAGCACAGAAACUGAGGGGACAUAAUCAUCACUCAGUAGGUAAAAGAUACCUUUUGUAAAGUUGUCAUCUCUCUGUAAUAGAUAAAUGGCUGACUGGACCGUAGCAGUUCACUUUUGUCUGCCAGAAUUAAGUUAAUCUGAUGUUCAUGUUCAUCUUUCACUUAAAUAACUGUACAACUGACUUGUAUAGAACACUGUUCUUAAUUUGAACAUGGUAGGUAAACGUUUUUUGCUUUUGGGUUUUUUUUUAAAUUUUAUUUUAUUUCUUUGGUAAAGCAUAAACUUGCCCCCAAUUGCUUUUAAUUUCACAAUGAUAAAUUAACAGCUUGUCAAACAAAGACUUCCUAUGGAAGAAAAUGGAAUUUUUAGAUACUACCCUUUUAGUUUGGCUAUCAAAAUUGUUAUACUUGAAAACAGGUGCUGGUGUAUCUUGUCCGUGUUUUUAGGCUGCUGCAGAAUUUUAAAGUAUAGAUAAAACUGUGAUAUUUUAUGUUCCUACAAUUCGGCAGAAAAAAAAAAUGGCCCAUGUUACUUAAGGAGCAUAACACAGAGAUUAAAAGUGAUUUUGUAAAAUCUACACUAUAGUCUCUGUUUUCUCUAAAGAAAGUGUUUGUGAUUUGUUCCUCGUACUGCAGUGGGUUUAAAAAAUGAAAAAGUACAUUUUAAUGUUGGGUGCAUUUUGUUUUUAGAUGCCAAUAAAGCAUAUUUGUUUGAUAACAGUGUUUUAGGUAUUGUAUUUUUUUAAAAGCCUGCAAGCUCUAAAAACUUGGAAUAAGCUAUGAUAUAUGCUUAGCCAGUCGUUGCAAAAGGUUUAUAUUACUUUUGUAAAACCAAUGCAACAGUUAUAUGUGCAAGAAGCAUAUGGUUUUUACAUCAAAGAUCAUGCAGUCACAUUAGUUUAUGUAAAUAACAUGUAUGUAAAUACCUGUGUAAACUGUUUGUAGAUACCACUUUUUCUGUGCGUGCCUGUGUAUGUGCAAGCACUCACAGAAUACUGUAGGCACGUCAAUAAAAUUGAAAUGAAACUAGGUUGUGAAAAUUUGCCUUUCACCUUCUUUAGGUAGUAAGAAAAAAAAUAUUUCACUGCAGUGCUGUAACGCUUCUAUUUAUCUGCUCAUGUUCAUUGUUACAAUGUUCUUACUACUUCUAGAAGGUGGAAAUAUAUACUGUAAGAAUAUGCAGUAGUAUUCCAGCUUACUUUUUAAAAUGCAGAUAUGCAUGAAGCCAAAACAUGAAUUAGUAUUUGCAUUUUUUAUUUUGUAAUAUAUUUGGUGUUCUGGAUAGAUAGUGUUAGUGUUUGAGUACUUUGUGUUUAAUUGAUUUUAAUGACUCAAAGCUCAGAAAUGUUGCAUGAAAAGUAAGCUGAUGUUGGUCUAAAAACCCUACAUGUUUUACCGAAAUAAGAGUUAGGGGGUUGUGUUUUGGUGGAAUAACAUUGAAGUUGAACCUCUUUUUAAAUUGUUGAGAUGAAUUGGCUGCUUAGGUAAAUUAGUAGUGCUAUUCUCUCCUGUUUCACCUGCUUUGCUGCUUGUGUAUCCUUUCAAUUGGAAAGGUUAAGCCGUAGGAUGAUGUCAGAUUUUCAGUUUGUUCCAUUUCACCAACUUCUUUCAAAAUAAGUUUUGUUAAAAUUCUGUGUCUGAAAGCACCCUUUCACUCAGUUUUAAGAAAGUUGUUUUCCUCUUGCAUAAUAAGAUAAUAAGGGUAGAUUCUCUUACAUGAAUGCCCCUUUGGUAAAAGAAGCAUUUUUAGCUCAGAUUAGACUUUUGAUCUGUAACAUUAAAGCAUUAACAUGCAAGUUUUAUUUCCCCUUCUGCUUCCCUCAAAAGGUUGAAAGUAUGAAAACAUCACAUGAGUGUAAAGCAUUAGCAUGCCUUUGAACCUGGAAGCAAGUUACUCAUGUGUGUGUAGUCCUCUUCCUCUGGAUGGUGGGGUAUUUUUUCAUGCUGUGUCAUGGUUCAGUUUUUCAGUUCCAGGGACUUCUAUUCUGGGUAGUAAACAGACAGCUUAGUGAAGGUAGCCCUUGGAAAGAGUGGACUCGAAUGAAUUAUUAUCUAUUGUGCAAGUAGUAGUCAUUAGAUAUGCAUUAAAUAACCACUGCUUUGUAAUGGACCUUGCUGAUGUGUUUAUUACCAGAACAUGUCUUGGGAGUUAAGAUGAACAAUGUUGAAGGUAAAUGUAUUGUCACGGGCAGUCUCUGGCUCAAAGCUCAACCAGUGCUGCUGCACCAGCUACUCGUAGAUUUCUGGCCAGGCAGAUUCGAUUGUGUGAAAGCCCAAAAGCACAAAAUAGCUCUAAGGAUAUUUUAUGAACUUCAGGGGUUUUAUUUCAUUUUAAUAUGUUAAGUUUGAAAAGCCUUCAGCCAUAGGCCACAGAAAUAAAUACUCAAAAUCAAACACAUAUUGGCAGUAGCUUUGCUUUUUAAACAUUUUGUUAAAAACCUCCUGAAAACUAGAAGUUCAUCUGUUGUUCUUCUAAACUGGGACUGGCAGUGUGCCAAGUUGUUCAUAGUAUGAGGAUUUAGGUAAAUUACCAGGUGAGAGUUGUUAAACAAUUUGGUUGGUAGUGGUAUAGAACAAUGCAUUUAAUGAAUCUAUUAUCUUUGUUAAUAUCUUUCAAACAUUAAUAAAUUGGCUACUGUACAUAUGUGUUACACCAUCAAUUUCUAAACGCUGUUUUUUUGUAGAAUAAAAGCUUGUUGUACAGUCUUCAGUUGCAUUAUGUUUACAGCUAGAACCGGUCAAUUUCUUAUUUAAAUAAUGUAGUGUGCAGAUAUGUAUUACCAAAAUAUAGCCAUGUUUAGAAACUUGAAGGGACUUUAUAUAAGUGAAACACUCUGGUUUCUUUAUCUUGCCAGUAGGAAGUUUUAAAUGUUUCAGAGCUGGAGUGAAGGCUUUCCUUUUUUAUUGUAGAUUAAGCCAUCAUAAGCCAAUGUGUGCACUGAAAGGAACUGUCCUGACACCCAGACCAAUUCUUUGAUGUGAUUCAUGGGAGUAACUUUUAAAUUUUGCUUUUGCAAAGAAGAGAGUGAGAUUGGGAUGGAAAGAAGAUGGGGCCCAGGCAUUGGGGUAGCAGUUCUGGCUUAUGCUGAUUUAAAGCUUGCUGUAGUGAUGAAAGGUUGUGGGUUCUAGCAGCUGAAGAAGCUGAUGUAUGAUCCACAUAAGUAACAGAUACAUUGAAAAAUACUUCAGGUACCUUUGCAGGCAACACAUUGUAGUUAGGCAUUCGCAUUUACUUGAAAACCAUAUGCAUCAGUAAGUUGUUUUAUAUAUUUGCCUUUUUAAACAGGCUGUGGUUCUUUCACUGUAGAGCGAUUGAGUAGAGCACUGUAUCUAUAAAGGUGAAAUGUAGCCUUCGUUUGCUAUAAGGACAUGAUUUCUUUGCUGAAGCCUUUUCCUGUGAAGUACUGGUAUGCUUUCUUUUUAUGUGUGGUACUUCCUUUUGUUGAAGACUCCACGCAAUACAUUCUGUUAGAUUCCUUUGCUUCAGUAGAGCUCUAUAACAUACCUAGAGCCACUUAAGUGAUUUAAAUGACUUUGUGAAGUUAAGGAACUUUUAGCCUGAGUACUGUAAUCAAGCCUGUAGUGAGGCAUGCACAGGCAUUCCUUAAGCACAGUUGGAAAAUUAUAAAAUAAACUUACACCUAGAAGGUGUUUAUAAGAUAAGCCAAUUUAUUACAGAAGUCUCUGAAUAUACAGUUGGAGCAGUUUUGACCAUGUGCAAGGAUAUUUGCUGCUAGUCAAACUGAAAGUACUCUUGGUUUUUUCCCCUUACUCACAUCUUUGAGUAAUUUGAUUGGAAACUGUUAGAAAUGGAUCCUAAAUUUCAUUCUCUGUCUUUUCAGUAAUGGUGACUUUUUGUUGCUUGAUAGUGGGAGAGCUGAACAGUCAGAAUCAUCAAAUGGUUUGGGUUGAAAGGGACAUUAAAGAUCAUCUAGUUCCAACUCCCAUGCCAUGGGCAGGGACACUAGACUAGGCUGUUCAAAACUGCCUUGAACACUUCCAAGGAUGGAGCAUCCAUAACUUCUCUGGGCAACCUGUUCUAGUGCCUCACCACUCUCACAGUGAAGAAUUUCUAUUUAAUAUAAGUCUGCUGUACAUCAGUUUAAAGCCAUUGCACCUUUUUCUUUGCUCUUGUAAAAAGUUACACUCCAGCUUUAUAAUUUUAAAACCUAUUCAGAAUAUCAGGAGUCAUCAAGAGUAACUGGACAAAUUUUUGUUAUUAAUUCAUAUUAUUAAAGAACCUUUCCCUUUUUUGUUGUUGUUGAUUCAG